UAAAAUGCAGGCAACGAUAUGCAUUCAUGUCUCUUGUCAAUCGGGGGACUUGCACAUGCAUCUCUUCAUCGGCCGCCGCACACCACGUGCAUUGGUCUGCAUCCAUUCGCCUCACAUCACCCAAGCCUCGCAUGUGCGCGAUAAAGGCAGGUCGAGUACUUGGAAUGAAAAGAACAACACACAUGGCUGCUACCCUGGCCCAAUGGAGUCCAUCCAUUGGAUUUAAGUUGCUUCUGCCAGUACUUGCGUCGCUUGCGAUCACGUCGAUAUAGCCAUUCCGAAGCCGACUUACGGCCAAACAAGCAGCGCACAACACACAACACAAACACGAGACGCUACAUGCCCUUUGGCGUGGAUGCUAUCACUCGUCGCCCGAGUCUUCCGUCGACUCGUCCAUGUCCUCGCUCUCUGAGUCGCUCUCUGAGUCGCUCAUUUCCUCCUCGUCAAUCUCGACCUGCAGCUCACACAGCUCCUCCAGCUCUUCCUUGGCGUCUGACGGGCUGCAAACAACACAGCCAUCGAUGCAAUCCAUGCAUGCACCGUCAUUCGAUGGGCGCAGCUCACCUGAACUUGUCGAUGUCCCUUAAUGUCCCUGCAGUCGAGCAUGACGGGCCCCGCCACCUUAUCACCCCGCCCGCCGCUGCCCUUGACCUCCCAGAGGGUGGCCGUGAGCAAGAGGCCCUUGCCCAUGUCGCCCAUCACCUCCAACUCGGCCUUCUGGAACUCCCACUUGUCCCACCCCAGGCCGCCCACUUGGCCGCGAACCUCUUCACGACCGACAUUACGCGCAGCUGUCAGUUCGUCUGCUCACAGUUCGCAGGAAUCAGUGCCGUCUGCUCGCCUCUUUUCGGGAUGGUCGCCUUGUCCUUCCGAGCAUCAUCCUCGAGCAUCAGGCGAGCAUCAUCCUCGAGCAUCAGGCCGGGGCUCCGGCUCCAGCAUCAGGCUGAGUGAGGUUGCACCGGGGCGGCAGGAGGGAAUGACA
This is a messenger RNA of Vitrella brassicaformis, 982 nucleotides long. The record is from the annotation of a GenBank genome assembly. NCBI's taxonomy places the organism in Eukaryota, Vitrellaceae.